Darwinula stevensoni is the source of this 600-nucleotide messenger RNA. The record is from the annotation of a GenBank genome assembly. NCBI's taxonomy places the organism in Eukaryota, Metazoa, Arthropoda, Ostracoda, Podocopida, Darwinulidae.
AUGCAAGGCACGGGCACCUUCAGCAUCGCCACGACACACACACAAGCACGCCACGUAUUGCCCACGCCAAUAGCCAAGCUGCGCAAGAACUUCCCGCAAGUCAGCAUCAGCCUACACCAGGGCACCCCGGACCAAGUCGCCCACAUGGUCUUAGAAGAUAUAGCAGAGCUGGGCAUUGCCACAGAAUCUUUGGGCAAUUACGCCAAUUUGGUCACCCUACCUUGCUAUCACUGGCACCACGUUCUGAUAGUCCCCAAGGGACAUGCGCUGACGCAAUUAAAAAAACCCAUCAGCCUCAAGCAACUGGGAAGCUACCCCCUGAUCACCUACCACCCCACCUUUACAGGCCGUACCCGCAUUGAUCAGGCCUUUGCGCGGGCGGAUAUCAAGCCCCACAUCGUACUAGAAGCCAUAGACUCCGAUGUCAUAAAAACCUAUGUCCGCAGCGGCUUAGGGCUGGGCAUUAUCACUGAAGUGGCCGCCGGCCCUGACCUUAAACCUGACCUCAUUGCCCUGCCCGCUGCGCAUCUGUUUGGCGCCAAUACCACCUAUAUCGCUUUUAAGCGUGGGACCUAUCUGCGCCAGUUCGUCUACAGCUUU